Aspergillus melleus is the source of this 1317-nucleotide messenger RNA. RefSeq lists its product as uncharacterized. Bases 1 to 1317 code for a protein of 438 amino acids. NCBI's taxonomy places the organism in Eukaryota, Fungi, Ascomycota, Eurotiomycetes, Eurotiales, Aspergillaceae. The record is from RefSeq and is a predicted model, not a curated record. The transcript is spliced from 2 exons.
AUGGCGGAACCUAUUAGUCUGGCUUCAGGCUUACUAGCAUUGGCCACUUUCGCAUUUCAGUCAAGCAUUAAGCUAUAUGAAACAGUCAAAAGCUUCCAUUCCCAUCCGAAACGCGUGCGCGAUCUCAUAGAGGAACUGGAGGCAUUGAGCGGGGUCCUUGGCCCACUCACCGAGACGAUCAGCAGUAUCACUGAUGUCGACCUUUCGGCGCUUGACCUUCCCCUAUUACGGUGUGGCCACGCCUGUGGAGAGUUUGAGCAAGAAAUCCAGAAGUGUUCGAUGCGAUCUGAGGGCAGUCGCACAAGCUUUCGAGACUGGGCUAAAUUAAGAUACAUGGGCGAUGAUAUCGAUGGCUUUAGGCGCUUGUUAGCUGGAUACAAGUUAACUAUUAACAUUGCCCUUACUGACGUUAACCUUCGCAAGUCAUCUGUUACAGCUGAGAGCCUUAAGGAUUACGAAGAUCUUAUUGUAACAGCCAAGGCAGAUCUUGAGGCUCAUCUUGAAACCAUCGAUGGCAAGCUUGAGCAUAUAUUUCGGAAGACUGUUGCAGGACGCGAUUCAGAUGCAUCUGAGCUACGCCUGAUCGAAGAGGAACGACUAAGCACGGAAAAAUGCCUGCAGAUCUGUACCCAGUUGUCCAACCAUAUUAGCCAAAUCCAGGCCACUGGCGAAUCGGGUAGCAGUGCUCCCGGACCGUUCGAUUUCAAUACCCUGCCCGAAAGAGUCACGAACGAGAGCCUACAGGACUGUAAGAAGAGAUUAACUCUCACUGCUGCGAAGCUUGAGGGACACAUGAAGGGCCUCAUGGACAAGUUAUUGACAAAAUCGCGAGCGAGUAUGUCUUCUGACGAGGAACUUGCCGAUCUUGCUAGGCUGCGAGAAGAGUGGGAGACAGCCCGUCAGUGUAUGGAUAUCUGCUCCAGGGCAGACGAUCACCUAAAGGAGAACAUCAGCAAUAUUGACAACUACGCCACCGGGGACGCCGUACAAUUCAUGGUUUCGACAAACGGCACAAUUAUCCACGGUAAAAAUCGAGGGGUCGGUUGGAGGUCGAGACAGGUUGGAGGUCAUCUUAGCGAUGUUUCUCUCCAACAACUAUCGAGAGACUUUACAAGUAUCAACCUAGGGAAUACUCUUCGCCCAUCUUCACAAGACAGCCCGCCGUAUGCUCCUAAUGACGAGAUACCAAGCGAAACCACCUCCGAGUUUAAGGAACGAUAUGGACGAGGUUUCCGACUCUCUCCUAAAUCCUCUCAGAACAUGCCUAUCAAUGUGACCGCUGGUGCGGAAGGGCGAAGCGAUUCAUUGAAGGAAUAA